Molecule: messenger RNA, 1083 nt
Organism: Coregonus clupeaformis (lake whitefish)
Lineage: Eukaryota; Metazoa; Chordata; Actinopteri; Salmoniformes; Salmonidae
Product: endothelial differentiation-related factor 1 homolog
Exons: 6
Coding region: 122-568 (148 amino acids)
Cellular component (GO): nucleus
Molecular function (GO): DNA binding
Source: RefSeq, a predicted model, not a curated record
CCAGUUAUUGUGAACGCGUCAUUAUUAUAGCUCAACGCGUGAAAGUACGGUAUGUGACGUCAUUAUAAAACUGCUGUGACGCUGGGGUCGACUAUUCGGUCAAUACGGUACACUCAAGAACAUGGCAGAAAGUGACUGGGAUACCGUGACCGUACUGAGAAAGAAGGGACCAUCUGUCGCACAGUCGAAGUCGAAACAGGCUGUUGCAGCAGCUCAAAGACGUGGGGAAGAACUUGAUACCACUAAGAAAUGGGCUGCAGGACAAAACAAACAGCACGUGAUCACCAAGAAUACAGCCAAGCUUGACAGAGAGACUGAAGAGCUUCAACACCAAAGAGUAUCUCUGGAGGUGGGCAAGGUCAUCCAGCAAGGCCGGCAAAAUCAGGGCCUGACACAGAAAGACCUGGCCACUAAAAUCAAUGAAAAACCACAGAUAAUUGGAGAUUACGAAUCUGGAAAGGCUAUCCCCAAUAACCAAGUCAUGGGAAAGAUUGAAAGAGCAAUUGGACUGAAGUUGCGUGGGAAGGACAUUGGGAAACCCUUGGAGGCAGUCCCAAAGAAAAAGUGAAGGCAAAGCCUCGAAGCAGCUUAGCCUACAAUAUUACCACCACAGCUGACAGCCUUGCAAAUUCUCCAGAGAGCUAGCACACCUUAACCAGUUUAUUUAACUUGGGCUGCUACUUUCUUUUACUGCCCUGAUUCCAGUAAUGAAUGUCAAGCUUGCAGGACCUGAUUUAAACAUCAACAUUGCAUUACUAGAUUCAAAUAUACUGUGGUUUUGUUUUGCAUCUGGCUUUCAGCAAACUACAAGAAGAGAAAAUUGAUUUUUACUGAAUGGUUUUAAUGUCUACAAUACUAUCUUCUAUACUCGCUGAGGUCUGUCUCCAUGUUCUGUGGUCAUUCCCUUUCAACUAGACAUGAAUAAGUUUGGCAUUUUGGCUAAAGGGUUUUAUUGUAGCGUAUGCUUUUCUAACAUUUAUGCAAGAAUGCUGCUUUCAUGGGCUGGUCUCUCCCGAAAAAGUGAUUUAUUAAAUCUCAAGGGACCAAAAAGUUAAACUAAAUAAUAAAAUCUGGAAUAUGAAA